Messenger RNA from Halteromyces radiatus, 1034 nucleotides. RefSeq lists its product as uncharacterized. Lineage: Eukaryota; Fungi; Mucoromycota; Mucoromycetes; Mucorales; Cunninghamellaceae. The transcript has 2 exons. Bases 70 to 966 code for a protein of 298 amino acids. The record is from RefSeq and is a predicted model, not a curated record.
UUUUUUUUUUUCUUUUUUUUUAAAUUUUUCAUUUUUGACAUUACUAUUUUGUUUAUCAUAUAGUUCUAUAUGGAAGUAUUGAAUUUUUUAUCUCGAGUCAAAGAUACAUUUACGACGCAAGAAUUCGCCAGUCUUUUACAACAACUCAGUACCGAACGGUUCUCUGUUCCGAUCUCACAAGUAUCGAUACCAUUACGAGCAGCGUUUCGAAGUCCAUCACGUAUUCAUCUCAAACCCGAGUUUGAUAGUAUGAUCAAUAAAGCGUUGACCGAUCCUGUGUAUGAAUCCAUGGUGACCCGUGUUGCUGAACAAUUCCAUCUCCUCUGUAUGGUGCAAGCCCAAUUCCCGAGAUCUGAAUUUGCUCACUUUGUUGACUGUUUCCAAUUCGACCAACCCAAUACAACAGAUGACCAAAUCCGCCAACGUCUUGAUCAACUACGACAACGUAUCUCGCCACGGUUAAGAGAAAGACUCGAUAGGAUCCUGAACCGACCAUGGGUAGACCAAGUGGAUACCAUGAUGGAAAACGAUGGUAUGGAUGACGACAUGGUAGAACCACCUGUUCCAACAACUCCUGUCUUGCACCCACAACCUUCUCCUUCUUCUGAAGAAGAAGCAGCAUGGAACGCUUUAUUGCAACAAGCUUAUAAUGCCUUGACCAAUGAUCCACAUUUAUGCCAACAACUGGAUGAUAUUCUCAAUAUGGACAAAUUGAAUGACAAUCCAUUUUCAACCACUAUUACCAAUAUAUAUGAAUGGAUUCAAAAUACCAAUCCUGCCCUAUGGGAACCUCUUAGUACAGUUUUGGAACAAAUGCAAACUGUACAAGAGGCAGAAUCAAGUCAAUAUGAAUCAUACGAAGACUUUGUACAAAGGAACUUUUUGGAUGGUGGUGGACAAGAAUAUUUGGAUGGAGAAAUCGAACAAGCCCGUGUACAACAUUUAUUUAGUAAUCUUUCCAUGUAGUUUAUUGUUUUUUUUUUUUUAUUUUUAUUGAUACCACUCAUAUCCUAUAUCAAAUAUUCAUCCAAAAU